UAUUGUAUCCAGAGCUGCAGAGGGAGACGGAGUCUCAGCUGACAGAUGAGGGGCCUCACUGGCUUCACCAAGCGGCUGCUCUUUGAAGAAAUAUUAAACUCAUUGAAGACAGAGGAGGAGGGGGCGUCAGCUGAGGAGAAAGUUCACAGUUUGGCGGAUAGUCAACACUGAAUGAAAACGCAGUAUGGAGGGCAAAGGGAAAGUUGGUUCAGCCGGACAGAGCGAGCUCCAGGGCUCCUCAGACUCAGAGUCUGAGCCUGAGGGGGAACCUGCUCGGGUGACUGGUAGCGGACCGUCCGCCGGGUCUUUCCCCUGCACGCAGGUCAUCCACAGCGGACACUUCAUGGUGUCGUCGCCCCACAGCGACACCGCGCCGCGCAGGAGGAAGAGCGGGGGGUCUCACAGAUACGACUUCGACACGGUGAACCGGACGUGGUGCCAGACGUACCGGUACGGCCCGCUUAGCUCCGGGAGCCUGAGCAUCGACCCCACUCUGACCCGCCUGUUUGAGUGCAUGUCCCUGGCCUACAGUGGUAAGAUAGUCUCUCCCAAGUGGAAGUCUUUUAAGGGUCUGCGGCUGCUGUGGAGGGAUAAGAUCCGUCUGAACAACGCGAUCUGGAGAGCCUGGUUCAUUCAGUAUGUGGAGAAGAGGAAGAACCCAGUGUGCGGGUUUGUCAGCCCGCUGGAGGGCUCUGAGGCAGAUGCACACCGAAAGCCUGAAGCUAUUGUAUUAGAGGGCAGCUACUGGAAGCGAAGGAUCGAGGUGGUGAUCAAGGAGUAUCACAAGUGGAGGAUCUAUUAUAAGAAGAGGCUUCAGAAAAAGAAGGAUGAUAUUUUAUCAAUGCUACAAGAGGGUCAAAUCUGCCAGGCCAAGCUGGAGAAAUGGACCAAUCAGAUGUAUCAGGAGCCUGAGGCUGCGCCGGUUGAAGCCCACAUGUUUGACCUGGACUGCCUUCUGUCUGACAUCUCUGACACCCUGUUCACCAUGACACAAAAGCCAUGCCCCUGGGCCAGUGACAGCCACAACACGUACACUAGCAAUGCUGAUAUGAUCCAGCCAGGCCUGACUCCUCUGCAGCCCAACCUGGAUGAUUUCAUGGAUAUACCAGAUAUCUUUAUGAACUACCGGGGCCAGCCCACUGAGCAGACUGGUUUUGCUGACUGUGGCUAUUUUGAGAGCUCAUCCAGCGUAGCGUUUGCUCCAGUUACCUCCCCUGUCGUAACAACUCCUCAGCUACUUAUUGACACCCAGCUGACUCAGCCCAAUUUGUCGUCUGACAAUUUGUCUCAGCCAUCCUCAUCCAAUACCCAGCCAGACCAGAGCAGGCCAGGCCAGGAUUGCGGUGAAUACCCCACAUCCAGCAUUAUAUCAGGGAACAUGCCAUAUGGACAUCAGUCGUUCCCUGAUCCACCUGUUUCUAUAGCGUUCACCACCAGCAUCGAGCAGCCAGCCUCUGCAAGUAUUCCCUUUUUGUACCCACUGCCGUGCCACAAGUUUGGUUACCACACAACCACCAGCGUGACCUCUUCUGUCAUCACUCACACCGCCUCCACCACGGGGGCCCAGGGCUCUGUGCAUCAGGUUCAUGGUUACCCUCACACAGGAGACGCGUACCCUCAGACUCCCUGCCACUCUCUCAGUUACCCGGCUGUAGUGUCUGACCCGGUCCACGCAGCGCUGCCCUCUGUCACAGCGGCCCACUGCUUCUCAGUCCCAGAGCAGGUGUCCGCCACAGGGGUCAGAGGGAAGCACAAGCAAAAGACAGGAGGAGUGAGGACAGCUGGUCCCUCUGUGGCUCCGUCUGGCGCCCCGUCCACUGCACCUACACCCACUAGCUGCCUGGCUAAACUGCUCUCCUCAGGCGCCCACCAACGGAAGCCAUCGCUUGGAUUUGAUAGUUCUCUUGUAGCAGCCAAAGGUCAGAGGUCAUCAUCUCCCAGCACAUUGCAGUCAAGCAGCAGCACUUGUGUUGGAGGAGCUUCAUCCCAGCUGCAGCAUGGAGCUGUCUGGCCUGCAGGGAUCCCAGUGUUGACACCACUGCACAGCCAGAGUGCCACCCUGGGUCACAGCGGACCCCAUGCUAACAACUCCAGAGGCUCGGCGGUGUCUGCCCUGCUCACCCAUGGCUCAGCGCACCCUGGCACAACCCUCCUCAUUCCCAAGACGGAGAAACUAUCACCUGUCCAGCUCUAUGGCACAGAUAGGAACAGCUUAACCGUCAAUUUCCCACAACAUCCAGGCCAAACAUCGCCACCAAACGCUUUAGACAAAGCCUCCAACCCCGAGUCCCCACACUCAGGGUUUUCAGGACAUGGAAAGAUAGAAUCGAGUAAGCAAACAGAGACCAGGAGGAUAACUCAUAUCUCAGCUGAGCAGAAGAGGCGUUUCAACAUCAAACUGGGAUUUGACACUUUACAUAACCUUGUGACAACACUCAGCUCUCAGCCAAGCAUAAAGAUCAGCAAAGCCACCACUCUGCAGAAGACCGGAGAGUACAUCAGUAAGAUGCAGCAGGAGAGAGCUCAGCUGCACGAAGAGGCUCAGAGACUCAGAGAGGAGAUCCAGCUCCUGAACUCUGCCAUCAACGCGUGCCAGCAGCAGCUACCAGCCACCGGUGUGCCCAUCACACGACAGCGUUUCGACCACAUGAGGCAGAAGUUCAGAGAGUACGUCCAGGCACAGACUCUACAAAACUGGAAGUUCUGGAUCUUCAGUAUCAUCAUCGAGCCACUCUUCGAGUCCUAUAAUGGAAUGGUGUCCACUGCCAGCGUAGAGGACCUGUGUAGAUCCACUCUGUCCUGGCUGGACCAACACUGCUCCCUGCCCUCCCUAAGACCCAUGGUUCUGAGUUCACUCCGUCUCCUGAGCACCACUACGGCCAUCCUGACAGACCCCAGCCUACUGCCAGAGCAGGCCACCCUCGCUGUCACCCAGGGCGACCCCGCUGCCGCCCUGGACCACUCCUUACAGCCCGCCACUCGGGACAAUAUGCACCCCAUGUGACUGUGAAGAACAGACUCAGUGGAAACCCACCACAAGGCUUAGCCAGGGGAGGGCCUGUGGAAUGAUUAAAAAAAGACUCAACAUUCAGCUCCAAGACUUUUAAUAAUGCAUAAUCACAUUUCAAUAAAACUCACCGGCUGCAAAAAGAAUGUACACCCCCAAAAAAAAAAAAAAAAAUCAUAGGAACUGCAUGUGAUCUAUGCUUAAAUUCUUACCAAGGUUGAACAUACAUGUAACAUACACUUGUAAUAAUUUCUGAGCCUCACAAUCAUUUUCUUGGUAAAGCAGCGAGUGGAAGGAGGCGUCCGUCACUGUGACUGUGAUGAAUUGCUUAAUUUUCUGUUGAAAUAAUUCAGUAACAUCA
Molecule: messenger RNA, 3368 nt
Organism: Thunnus maccoyii (southern bluefin tuna)
Lineage: Eukaryota; Metazoa; Chordata; Actinopteri; Scombriformes; Scombridae
Product: carbohydrate-responsive element-binding protein
Exons: 17
Coding region: 185-3004 (939 amino acids)
Biological process (GO): regulation of transcription by RNA polymerase II
Cellular component (GO): nucleus
Molecular function (GO): DNA-binding transcription factor activity, RNA polymerase II-specific; protein dimerization activity; RNA polymerase II cis-regulatory region sequence-specific DNA binding
Source: RefSeq, a predicted model, not a curated record